UGGGGCAUGGAGGUGAUCAGGACACUGGUAUGAGGCAUGGCGGUGAUCAGGGCGAUGGUAUGGGGCAUGGAGGUGAUCAGGACGCUGGUAUGGGGCAUGGCGGUGAUCAGGACACUGGUAUGAGGCAUGGCGGUGAUCAGGGCGAUGGUAUGGGGCAUGGCGGUGAUCAGGACACUGGUAUGGGGCACGGCGGUGACCAGGAUGCUGGUAUGGGGCAUGGCGGUGAUCAGGACAAUGGUAUGGGGCAUGGCGGUGACCAGGACGCUGGUAUGGGGCAUGACGGUGACCAGGACGCUGGUAUG
Staurois parvus is the source of this 302-nucleotide messenger RNA. NCBI's taxonomy places the organism in Eukaryota, Metazoa, Chordata, Amphibia, Anura, Ranidae. The record is from the annotation of a GenBank genome assembly.